UUCAUUCUCUCAGCCGUCUCCAGCUGGAACAUCCUCUCUCUUCGUCUCUUCCAUGGAAGCGCUUCUUUGCACUAAGCUCGGUGAUCCCACCGUCGCAAUCUCCGACUCCUCCCCCAUCGUCGUCUCCAGAUCGCACCCCGUCCCGGCGAUCGCCUCUCCCACCUCUGUCCGCGUCCGAAUUGCGGCCACCAGUCUCAACUACGCCAACUACCUACAGAUACUCGGCCGCUACCAGGAGAAGCUACCCCUCCCGUUCGUCCCCGGGUCGGACUACUCCGGUGUCGUUGAAUCGGUUGGAAGCGCUGUCUCCACGGUGAAGAUCGGGGAUAAAGUUUGCUCCUUGGCCACAUCCGAUUCCUUCUGCGAGUUCAUCGUCACGGACGAGAAGGAAUUAUUCUUAGUACCUGAUGGAUGUGACUUAGUCGCUGCUGGUGCUUUACCAGUUGCAUACGGGACUUCGCAUUUGGCACUUGUUCAUAGAGCACAGCUGAAACCUGGUCAGGUACUCCUUGUCCUUGGUGCAGCUGGUGGUGUUGGAUUGUCAGCUGUGCAGAUAGGAAAAGUUUGUGGAGCCAUCGUUAUUGCUGUAGCAAGGGGUGAUGAAAAGGUGAGAUUUCUCCAGUCACUAGGUGUUGAUUAUGUUGUUGACUUGAGCAAGGGAAAUAUCAUCGAGAGUGUGAAGAAUUUUCUCAAGACAAGAAAUCUGAAAGGAGUCGAUGUUCUAUACGAUCCUGUCGGUGGUAAACUCACAAAAGAAAGCAUGAAGCUUUUAAACUGGGGAGCAAAUAUUCUUAUCAUAGGAUUUGCAAGUGGUGAAAUUCCAGUCAUCCCAGCAAACAUUGCUCUUGUGAAGAAUUGGACAGUUCAUGGUCUCUACUGGGGCAGUUACAAGCUACAUAAUCCACAACUAUUGAGAGACUCUCUUAUGGAGCUGCUAUCCUGGUUAUCAAAUGGCACGAUAUCUAUUCACAUAUCUCAUUCCUAUAGUUUACAAGAGGCAAAUCUAGCUUUUGGUGAUAUCAAAGACAGGAAAGUUAUUGGCAAAGUGAUGGUUAUUCCUGGCAGCUCCAGUGUAGGAAGAUCAAAGCUAUAAUGUCCCAGUGGAUUGUGUCACUUGCAAUAUAGAAAGUUCUUGGCAAAUCAAACAUGGAAAAAUCUGUUUGAUAUCAUGCUCCAUCUCUUGUCCUAGUUAAAUAAUUUGAUCUAUUGCAGAGUCCAUGAAUAUCUUCUCAGUUAAUCUAGUAAAUUAAGGAAAUAUUUGUUAGUGUGAUUGCUAACUCUUCAACUAAGAUUUAAUUUAGUGUUCUUGCACCAAGUUUGGCAUCUGGAAAUUAUGAUUGCCGAUCAGUGACAGAUUAUUUCAAUAAAGCGAUCGCAGUGUUUGCCUUA
Zingiber officinale is the source of this 1389-nucleotide messenger RNA. RefSeq names its product quinone oxidoreductase-like protein 2 homolog. Bases 53 to 1093 code for a protein of 346 amino acids. The transcript is spliced from 6 exons. The record is from RefSeq and is a predicted model, not a curated record. Gene Ontology annotation, molecular function: zinc ion binding; oxidoreductase activity. Lineage: Eukaryota; Viridiplantae; Streptophyta; Magnoliopsida; Zingiberales; Zingiberaceae.